Molecule: messenger RNA, 1903 nt
Organism: Gossypium raimondii (Peruvian cotton)
Lineage: Eukaryota; Viridiplantae; Streptophyta; Magnoliopsida; Malvales; Malvaceae
Product: cytochrome P450 CYP749A22
Exons: 5
Coding region: 85-1632 (515 amino acids)
Molecular function (GO): oxidoreductase activity, acting on paired donors, with incorporation or reduction of molecular oxygen; iron ion binding; monooxygenase activity
Source: RefSeq, a predicted model, not a curated record
AUAUCAACUAUUAUUUACAACUCAGAGAGUCAUCUGUUAUUGAGACUACAAGGAACAUCUGAGUUCAGAAUUAAGACAAGCAAAAUGAGUGGCUUGAUGGAGCUUGUAAUUCUUGUCCCAUGUUGUUUCUUCCUCGUAGCUUUAAUAAAGUUCCUUUAUGAUUACCUGUGGGUACCUCUCCGUAUACAGCAUCUGAUGAAUUCACAGGGAAUCAAAGGACCUCCUUACAAAUUCAUCCAUGGAAACAAUGAAGAAGCUACCAAGAUGAGAGAAGAAGCAUUAAGCAAACCUAUGGCCUUGAGGCAUGAUAUAUUUCCUAGAGUGCAGCCACAUAUUUACACCUGGAUCAACAGAUAUGGGAGGAAUUAUAUUUAUUGGAAUGGUAUUCGAACUGUAUUAGUGAUUUCAGAACCUGAACUAGUCAAAGAGGUUCUGAAAAAUAAUGAAAAUACAUUUCCAAAAAAGAAGCCUUCGAUUUAUUUUAGCAACCUACUGGGGAACGGGCUUGUGUUGAUUGAGGGUGAAAAAUGGUUGAAGCGUCGGAAGCUUGCCAAUCAUGCUUUCCAUGGGGAAAGCUUAAAGAACAUGACACCAGCAGUAAUUGCAAGUGUUGAAACAAUGCUAGAGAAAUGGAAAGGCCAAGAAGGCAAAGAGAUUGAAGUGUUUCAAGAAUUUAGAUUAUUGACUUCAGAAGUGAUAUCCAGGACAGCUUUUGGUAGCAAUUACUUGGAAGGGGAGAAGAUCCUUUCCAUGUUGAAAGAGUUGUCUGUAAUUAUGAGUCGAAAUAAUUUCAAGACUAGAAUUCCUCUCAUCAACAAGUUAUGGAAACCUGCUGAUAUGCUAAGGUCAGAAGAACUUGCAAAAGGAAUACAAGAUUGUGUGAUGAAGAUUGUUAAGAAAAGGGAAGACAAAUUUAAGAAAGGAGAAGCUGAUAGUUUUGGUAAUGAUUUUCUAGGAUUACUUGUAAAUUCCUAUCAUUCGAAAGAUAAUAACAGUCUAUCAAUGGAAGACUUGGUAGAUGAGUGCAAAACAUUUUACUUUGCUGGACAAGGAACUAUUAAUUCCUUACUAGCAUGGAUAGUCUUGCUUUUAGCAACCCAUGGAGAUUGGCAGGAGAAAGCUAGAAGAGAGGUGAUUGACAUAUUCGGUAACCGAAAUCCAGAUUCUGAAGGCAUUUCUAAACUCAAAAUUAUGACUAUGAUUAUUUAUGAAACUCUAAGAUUAUAUGGUCCAUCAAAUGGCCUACCAAGAGGAGUUGCAAGAGAAGUGCAGUUGGGAAAACUAGUCUUGCCUUCUAACAUAGAUCUUCUGGUCCAAAAUAUUGCACUUCACCAUGACCCUUACCUGUGGGGAGAUGAUGUGCAUCUUUUUAAACCAGAGAGAUUUGCAAAAGGGAUUGCCAAAUCUACCAAUUACAAUGCAGCUGCAUUUUUUCCCUUUGGAUUAGGACCUCGAUCUUGUGUUGGUAUGUCCUUUGCAACCACAGAAACGAAGAUUGUGCUCUCCAUGAUUCUACAACGCUACACCUUUACCCUCUCCCCUGCCUAUGUCCACUCACCAAUGCCUAUUGUCGACCUUCAACCGCAACAUGGAAUUCAAGUAAUACUUGAACCACUGCAUAACAAUGAUUGAUGUACACAACAGCUAAGGACAUGGGAUUCAACUCUGUUUGUUACAACAUUCACCUUUAAGAGGUAACAUUUAAGAUAUCCGGGGUUUUUAGUAUUAACAACCCCUUCCCUAUUCCUAAGCUACGCCCUCCUCUAAACAAAAAGAAAUCUAUGCAUUUGCUAGUUUCCUUAGAUGGUAAAACAUGUGAUUAAACAAUACAUCCUUCAUAUGGCGCAUAUUCCAGCAAGUAAACAGUUAUAUUAUAAUGCAUUUUACUUCACCAUUCUGCUCA